Tetrahymena thermophila SB210 is the source of this 3372-nucleotide messenger RNA. RefSeq lists its product as hypothetical. The transcript is spliced from 8 exons. Lineage: Eukaryota; Ciliophora; Oligohymenophorea; Hymenostomatida; Tetrahymenidae. The record is from RefSeq and is a predicted model, not a curated record.
AAAAUAGUUAACAAAUUUUUAUUCAAUAAUAAUAAUACUUUAAAAAAUUACUUAAUAAUUUUAUAUUAAAGUGUUCAAGUUAGCCCAACAUUUUUUACAUUAUUUCAAAGCAAUAAGAUUCACAGAAUGAGCUGUUUAACUGAAGAUUAAAAAAGGGAUUAAAUGAAUCAGAUUAUUGCAGAGAGAGCAUAUUAAGCAAUUAAAGAAAUAACUCCACAAAUGGAAUAGGAUAUUAGAAAUGAAAUUAGAAUGAGAUAUGAAUAAGAGUUGCUAGAAUAUAAAAUUGCCAUGGAAGAAAAAAUAAAGCAAAACUGUUAAAAGGAGAUUGAAGAAAGAGUUGAGUUAAUGCACAAAUAGACUAUUGAAGAGUUUAAAAGAAGGAAAAAGAAUAUAGAAAUGAAAGAAAGAGAGUUGCAAAAUCAUAAAUAAAAAUUAUAAAUGCUAUUUGAACCUGAAAUACAAGCAAGAGAAGAAUAGAACUUUAAAGUUGAAAAAGAAAGAAUAAUGACAGAGUUAUUAUAGAAUAUAGACAAGAAUCAAUUGGUAAAUGAAGUUGAAACAGAAUUAAAAAAGGAUAUCAUUAAAGAGCUGAAUGUUGAAAAAGAAAGUGAGCUUAAAAGAAAAGAAACAAUAAUGAGAUUAAACUAUAAAAAAAAGUAUGAAAAUGAGAGAGCUCAUUUAGAAGAAUAGAUGAAAUAUAAUUAUGAUAAUGAGUUAUAAAAGGAACUUGAAAGUAUUUAGCUUUAACGAUAAAUGAUUUAGUCUUAAACUCAAGACAAGCAUAAUAGAAUUCAAAAUCUUUAAAAUGAAAAAAAAUAAUAAUAAUUAAUGAUAUAAAAAUCAAAGGAAAAAUUUUAGCAAAUGAUCCUUGAUUUAGAGAAGGAGUUACUUGAUUUAAAUAAAUUUAGGGAAUAAGUUUAGUAAGAGUACGCUGCUUAAGCUCCUUCAUCUACAUUUAGAAGAGGUAAUUCUAGUAGGCACACUUCUCCCUAGCAAACAAGUAAAAUUGUCAUGUCUGUGAAUUAACCUCCUUUAACUUCUACUUCAUCUUAGCAGUAACAAAUAGCUUCAAGUUUCCCAAAUUAAACAUCUCCCUCUAUGCCAGCAACAAGCACCAAAAAAAGAUAAAGCAUACAAUUUUAAUAAGACCAUGAGCAUUAAAACCCAUCUUCAAGAAAGGCCUCUCCGAAUAAUAGACUAUAAAACGGAUAUACAACCUCUUAAUCAAGUAUAAAUUAAAUUAAGUCUAAAGAAGAAGUAAGCUCAUAACAAGCUUAGAAUUAUUUAAGUGAAUAAUAAAAUACUGUCGUAGAAGACUAUCAAUUUGCAUAACCUCAUUAAAAAUUGGAUACUUUUAAUCCUUCUGAGACUUAAUUACAUACAGAAGGAGAUUUAAGAGACAGAUAUAAAAUAAGUCAAGAUUCUAUUCUAAAUACAGAACCUAAUGAAUAAUAGAAAGCUAAAGAUAUUAAGGAAAGAGUUACUAACCUGUUAGGAGAAAUACAAUAAAACUAUAACACAGACCUAAAAGAAGAUAUUUAAAAUUUUAUUAUGCAAGCAGAAAAAAAUACAUCAAUUCAAAAAAAAUUUCAAAGCCUUCCAACAUAUGUCAAUAAUCAGAAUUUUGAAAACCGAAAAUCAUUUGAGGAGUAACAACAACAAUCAAAUUAAGAAAUAUAACUAGUACAAUAGAGUGAGACAAUAUAAUAUAAGCCAUCUUUUCAUUUGUUAAGAAAAGACUCCAGUGAAACUGAAAACUCUCAGAAUUCACAUAAUCAAUAGAGUUAAGAGUAAAUACAUAAAGAAUAACCAACUAUUAGCUAAGACACAUUUAGAAAUCUUAAACAUUAGUAUGACUAGAUUAAAAAAUUGAAUGAAUAGUAAUAGCAAUAAAUAUAAGGCUUACCUACAUUUAAAACGGAGCCUAAUUCGUUAAGGUGUAAUACAGUGGGAAAUAAUUUAGAUCACUACUAUGGAAGCGAUUAAAAAUUUAAUUAAUAUUAAUAUGAAACAGAUUUCAAUAAGAGAGGAAGUUAGCAUAAUUAAAAUUAUAAAGAAUCUAUGUCUGGCGAAGAUGAAUACAAUUAAAAUAAUAUACAUAUCAAUAGGAAUUAGUAAAUGAUCACUAAUCCUUCUAAUGGAUGGUAUACCUCUCAAGAAAAUGAAUACUAAACUGAAGAAGAUUAACAUGAGGAUAGCAUACUUAACUCAAGUUCUAGUACUGUUUAGCUUUAGAAGGAAUUAAGAAAUCCAGAAAGAGUGAGACCAAAAGAAAUACAAACUGAAGAAGAAAUGAUUAACUAUAUUUUAUAAGAAAAGUCCUUCCCAAAUAAAAAGUAGUAUUACCUUUUAUGGAAAAUUAGAUCUAAAGAUUCCGAAGAAGACAAAGCAAUCAAAAAUAUAAAGCUAACUAUAGAUUGCAUACUUGAAGAGGAAAAAGAGUAUGAACCAAUAUAUGAGUAGAAAGUUAAGUAAUUUGAAAAAGAAAUUGAUUCAAAUGUAAAAAGAUUUUCAGAAGAAUCAUGGACAGAAGAUGAUUAAUAUUAAAAAGGAAGCUUAAUAAAAGAAAAAUUUGGCAAAUUAAAGUAUUUUUGGAAGCUUUGUGACACAUCAUUUAAAGAAAGGAUAUAAAUUAUAUCAAAAUUUACUUCUUUGUUCUGCAUGAUGAAUAAGCUAGAAAAAGAAAUAGAAGAUUAGGUAGAUAUUAUGGACAUUGUACGAAAUAAUCCAAUUAUUGUAAAAAUUGGCUAGCAGUUGAGAGAAAGACAAAAAAUAAGAGAGAAAAUGAUUAAUGAAUUUUGUUUGAUUAAUUAUAAGAAUCACAAGGAGGAUUUAAAAAUGGUUUAAGAAUAAAUAAACAUGCUAAAUAAUGAAUAUUAACAAUCGGAUAAAAAGGGUAAAAAAACAACACAUGCUAGACUUUCAAGAAAUAAAAACAAUCCAAAGCAGCUUUUUUGGAGAAAUAUUAAAAUUUCAGAUGUAAAUAAUUUGUUAAAAAUACUUAUUAAGCUAUUUAAAAUAAAUAUUAGAUAUUAAAAAUUGAUAAGUGGGAAGAAUUAAAAUUGUAAUAGUGCCUAAUUAAAUUAAAACUACAAGGAUUCAAAUGAACUUAUUUAUUUAUUUAUACAUUAAAUAAACUCUUUAUAUUAUUAAUUAAUUUUUAAAUUUCACUCAUUUAUGUAAAUAAUUAUCUUUCAUAUUAAUUAAAUUUCUAUUCAAAAACUAUCAAAAAAAUUUUAAUUCAUAAAAAUUUUUUUUUUUAAUGUUUAGACAGAACUUUAUAAUAGAAUGUUAGAUUAAAUUAAUUCUAAAAUAUGUUAAAUUUUCCCUAAAACAAAAAAUUUAAUUGAAUAAAAAAUAACAAACAGUUGA